UGGAAAUCCUGUCAGGUGUAUAAUUCAUAGACAGAAAAUUUAAAACUUUUUAUUGUAGAAGAAUGAUUUUCGGGACCGCCUGGCCUUUUACAGCCUGGAGGAAAGGGAAUGUGUCCCCCGCUAGAUAUGAAGGAAGUUCAAAGAAUUUUUUCUGCUGCACAAAGAUCUGGUUUGUUGAGUUACUGCUUUGUAUAAGCACAAUCGGCUAUGUUUUAGUUAUUGCUCUGGCCGCCUCUAUGAUCUACUAUGGAAAGGUUUCUGAUGUUGAUUACAAAGGAUUAAGGAUCAACCCUGGAGCUACUGGAGCUGAACUCAUGAUUGUUGGUGUCUCUGGUACCUUGGUUAACUUGCUAGGAUUAUUCGGAAUCUGGAAAAGACAGCGUCUGUUCCUUGUUCCAGUUCUAGUGUUCCUUAUCAGCAUCAUUGUCCUCGACCUGAUAACCCUCAUCACCACCAUCACCCUCCAGAUAAAGGGGGAUCCCGUCUUUGCCCACUACGAGGAUCUAGAAGUGCUAGACAUUGAUCCGAAAAAUCUAUCGAAACCAGUGAGGUUUCCAACAGAUAGAACCUUCAACUACCUCUUUCCUCUCUUCAUCUUCAAAAUAUUCAUCUCCAUUUUGUUUCUCAGAAUCCUGGUUGAUGUUUACAGGAAGGAUCCAACCUUGAGAACUAGUAGAUCACCUUUAAGAACAGUAGCUGUGGACAAGUCUCAGUUUGAUGAUUCGAGUCCUAAGAUGAAGAAAUAUACAAGAUUUGUGUAAACCUGGAAACCCCGAACUCCUCAUUCCAAAUCUAGUUUUAUUUAAAUUUACUAUUUUAGUUUACAUGUAUUUAUGAUUAUAAUGAGCUAUUUUAUUUCAUGACUUUACCUCAGA
Molecule: messenger RNA, 875 nt
Organism: Eurytemora carolleeae
Lineage: Eukaryota; Metazoa; Arthropoda; Copepoda; Calanoida; Temoridae
Exons: 9
Coding region: 63-761 (232 amino acids)
Source: RefSeq, a predicted model, not a curated record